AGGGAAAUCCAAAACAGCCCACCUGGGCAUAUCCAUGAAACACCAGACCCUGCAGUGCCCUCCCUAAGAGCAAUGAAGAAAUCCUCACUGCUACAGAUUUUUUGAUGACCUUAGGGUGAAAUGAAUGGUGGGCCUGGAAAGUUUCAUGUUGAGACCCAAUUUCAAGGUUCAAGCAAUUACUAACACAGUAAUACCUGCUAUAAUUGAAUCUUUUUUUUUUUUUUCCAAGCACCCAGAAACCUAAAAUUUACCUUGGCAGUGACUCAGGAAGGGUUUUCGGUGGCACAUGGGAAAGGGAUCCACAGAAGCACCCCAUCCUGGAGGGGAGAACUGAUCAUUUACUCUAGUAAAGUCGAUGCCAUAUGGAUCUCUUUUAUUUCUGAAACGAGCUGGCAGCAGUAGCAUGCAUCAGACCUACAUGGUGUGGAUCUGCAGGCUUUGACAAAGAGAAAAUCCCAAGUAUUAAAUAUUAACCCGGGAAUCCUGCUUCUGCUUAAAAGCAACAACUCUAGUCGGACUCCAGUUCAGUUUUUCAUCUGUAAAAUAGAGAUAAUAGUUAUCUAAUCAUUAAGAUUUUUGCAAGGAGGAAAUGAAAUAAUGUCUAUAAAGAGCUCAGCAUAGUGCUUGGUACAUAAUGCUAAAUCAUUGCUAACUACUGUUGCAUUUAUUGAAAAGCAAAGGUACAGAAAUUAUGAGUUGAGAAUUCCCUAGAAGAAGUGAAAGUGAAAGCAGCUUCCCAAAUCAACUUCAGAGUGUCGCUCCCUGCUCCUUUCCUUUUCUAGCCUGCACGGAAGGUUCUGCCUUUGCAAACACAUGUGUGUGUGUGUCCGUGACUCCUCCUACACUGUAUCCCCCACCCCAGACAAGGGAGGUGGGGAGGAAGGGGUGGGAUGGUCACUGAGUGAGAGGAGGCUGCGAUUAUAAAUCAAGUUUGGGACGAGGAGAGAGACUAACUUAUCUGAAUGUGUUCCCUCAUAUUGGCUCCAGGAAUUGCUACUAAGAAUAGUGGAUGCAGGUUCGUUUGGUCACCUAUGGUGUGUGAAAUAGAGCCCCUGCUCAGAAGAUGGGACCAUUUCUGGGCUCAUCUGUGUGUUCAACAAACCUCACUUGUCUUUGGAAUUGGUUUUAUUUAAGAACAUAGGGACUUUAGUUCUAUGAGAGUUGCAGGUUUCCCUUUGUUUUGGGGAGAAGAAGUGUUGUGGGCUCGGGCUUGGGUUUGGGUCUAAUACAAUCUCUUUUAAAAACACAACUAUGAAUAAACCAAAAAUUAGAUAGAAUAUAUGGCAGUUUUGCUCAUCAGUAUUUUGGCCCAAGUAAAAGUUAGCCUGAGCUCUGUCAUCAGCGUGUUUGCUUGCUGUGGACAUUGUUUUUCUUUCUGCCCCUCUUCUUUCUAAAGCUUCUUAGCUGAUCUCCUUGCUGUUUGCUUUGUUCUUUUAGUCUGUUGUGUUGUGAGUUGACCUACAAUUUUUCUAUCUCAAGUGGCAGGUAGUUGCCCCCAGGAAAUGCACUUGUAUGCGCCACUGUUUAGACAAAACUUCCAUCUGCAAAGUGAGUCUGAUUUAGAGAUUGCAGUCUGAUGUAACAGAAAUGUGUUCCGUAAGAAUUUUGAUCUAUGUCAGCAGUGAUUGGUGGGAAAUUUCUAGAAGGUGUGACAUCAUUUAGUCCCCAUAUUUUGAUGCCAUCCUUAAACAUAAAAUCAUUGAAAGUAAAUUGUCAUCUGACAUGACAUUUGACUGCCAAGUAUAUGUAACCAUUUGAAGAGGAACAGAGUAUUGUUUGAUAUUUAUGCUUUUAUAUAAAAUUUGCUCUCUGCUGAUGCAUAGUAAGCCUCUCGUCAACAUUUCUUGAUUGAAUAAAUGAGUGGAAUUAUGCAAUCUGGAAUAGCAGUUAGAAAACUGGUUGAGAUAGGUCUGGGUUUAAUAUAAAAGCAGGAGGAAGUGGUAUGAAGAGGAAAUCCUGAAAAGGGGAACAGCAUGUUUAUAGCAACAAAAGAGUCAGGGAGGGUUAAGACAGUGCUUCUUAAACUUUUAACAGCUAUGGUGAAGAAACAUGUUAGUUUUGUUGUCUUAAAUUUCUAAUCUGCCAGGACCAACACUUUCAUAAAAUUCAAUAACAAUGAAUUACUGCAAAAAUGAUCAUGUGAUAUUAAGAUUUACAAGUGCUUACUUCCUAUUUCUACAUAGCUCAUACAGGACCUGUAAAAAGCAGUUCACUGACCUACAACAGGCUCCAAACACACUUUAAGUAGCACUAGUUUAAGGAUUGGUCAGCGAUAAAACUCGAAAGAGGUUGGAGCUGGAUUGUCAAGAAUCCUGCACAUGAUUAUAGGAUUCCAACCUUUAUGCCAUCAAAAUUGACACAAAUUAUCUUCCUGUACUUGCAUUUUAGGUUAACAUGCUUAAAACUUUUGUGCUGGACACAUGAUUGAUGAAACAUAUAUAGUAAAACCUUGGAUUGCGAGUAACUUGUUCUGCGAGUGUUCCACAAGACGAGCAAACAUUUCUUAUAAAUUCUAACUUGAUAAAAGAAUGAUGUUUUGUAAUAUGAGUAGUAUGCGGUACCAAAUGCCACAUGAUCACAACUCUCUCUCUCUCUCUCUCUCUCUCUCUCUUUCGCUGCGGGGUUGUGGGUGAUCGCCCCCCUCUCCCCAUGCUCGAAUGCUCGGUCUCAAGUCACAGUGUUUGGCAGAAAUCAGUGAUUUUCCAGAACAUUGGAAGGUGCCCACAACUGGCACUAGUGUAGUUUUGUCACUUCAAAGCACCUAUAGGCAGUCGUUUGCUUUUCCAUACAAGAGUAAGCUUGGGAGUGCUUUGCUCCAUUCUAGGUCAGGCUGCCUGCAGAUAGAGACCCUUUCCUUUGCUGCCUUAUUGCCAGUUACAUUAAAUACAGUAUAUGACAAGAGUUUAUUAAUACUGUACUGUAGUCAAUAUCCGUGUGAGCUUAUACAAUAGCCCCAUGCAGAAAAAGUUGAAAAGAAAGGCAAUAAGAAGGAGAUGAUUACAGUGGACGUUAAGAAGGAAAUCAUCGCGAAGUGUGAAUGAGGUAUGCAAGUGGCUGAAAUUGCAAGAUUUUAUAAAUCUAACAUCUGCAUCUCAUCUGCAGAGGAGGAAGAGAAAAAGGCAGAGGAAUCCAUCACUUCGAGUGAGAUUAGGGAGGUGUGUAAAAUGUGGGAAAGAGUGCAAAACUUUGUAGGAAAGAAGCACUCCCAUAAGACUGUAGCAGUGAGAGCUAUGCACCUGUUUAACAAAGCAAUGUCCCAUUUCCGCGAAAUCCUCAAAAGAAGGCAAAAGCAAGUGUCAUCGGAUAGGUUCCUUGUUAAAGCUGCAUGUCAAGAAAAAGAUUCCAUUGAGCUAACAGAUAGCAGUGAUUCCCUUAGUGAUAGUGAAAGUUGUCCUACACAGUAACCCUCCUCUCUCUUGUCUCCCUCACACCAGAUGCGGAAGUUUUCAAAGGUAAGUGCAGGUUAAUUUGUUUAUUUUUCUUUAUAUUUUGUAUUUUCCUUAUUAUUUUGUACUAUAUUACAGUAUUGUAAUCAUUUUUUAAUGAGUGUUUUUGGAUUGUGGAGCAAAUCAUCUGAGGUUCCUUUAUUUUUUAUGGGGAAAUUUGCUUUGAUAUACACGUGCUUUGGAUUAUAAGCACGUUUCUGAAACGAAUUCUGCUCUCCAGCCAAGGUUUUAUUGUGUAUAAAGAACGGUUUUGGCUUAGCAGAUACUGGUUAGUGCCCUAUAAUUUGCUCAGUACUUUCUUAUUUUGGAAAUAAAUAAACUCACUGGUGGAAAUUUGGGUUUGUUGAGUAAAGGAGCACUUUUUAUUAUCUAGGGUUCUCCUCCUCUCUCUUGUAUCUGUUCCAUCUGAGUUGGUUGGAUUUUACAGCAGAUUUCUCAGGAGACCAGAACUGAUCUGUGAGCCCUCCUGCCUUUUAUUGCGCUAUUCUCUUAUGGUGUCUUUUCAGUCACCAGGUUUCAAGAUGCUACGAGUACAAAGGACCAAACUGGGCAGGCUAGGGCUCAGCUUGUACAAAGGGCUUCACCACAAGGCUGUGAUGGCCCUGAGGCGGGAGGAUGUGAACGCCUGGGAGCGGAGGGCACCCCUGGCCCCCCGGCACAUCAAAGGGAUCACCAACCUGGGGUACAAAGUCUUAAUACAGCCUUCCAAUCGGCGGGCCAUUCACGACAAGGAAUAUGUUAAAGCUGGUGGCAUUCUUCAGGAAGAUAUUUCUGAAGCUUGUCUAAUUUUGGGAGUUAAAAGACCCCCGGAGGAAAAAUUAAUGUCUAAGAAGACUUAUGCAUUCUUCUCCCACACAAUAAAGGCUCAGGAGGCCAAUAUGGGCUUGUUGGAUGAGAUUCUAAGAAAGGAAAUCCGACUGAUCGAUUAUGAGAAAAUGGUGGAUCAUAGAGGAAUACGGGUAGUGGCAUUUGGACAGUGGGCAGGUGUAGCAGGGAUGAUCAACAUUUUACAUGGAAUGGGGUUAAGGCUCCUUGCUUUGGGACAUCACACACCUUUUAUGCACAUUGGCAUGGCUCAUAACUACAGGAACAGCAGUCAGGCUGUGCAAGCCAUCCGCGAUGCCGGCUAUGAAAUAUCUCUGGGUUUGAUGCCAAAGUCGAUAGGGCCCUUGACAUUUGUGUUCACAGGGACUGGUAAUGUAUCUAAGGGAGCCCAAGAAAUCUUCAAUGAGUUACCUUGUGAAUAUGUGGAGCCACACGAAUUAAAAGAAGUUUCCCAAAAUGGAGACCUGAGAAAAGUCUAUGGGACGGUGUUAAGUCGCCAUCAUCAUCUUGUCAGGAAAACAGAUGGUGUGUAUGAUCCUGUAGAGUAUGACAAAUAUCCUGAGCGCUACAUAAGUCGUUUUAAUACUGAUAUUGCGCCCUAUACAACUUGUUUAAUUAAUGGAAUCUACUGGGAACAAAACACCCCUCGAUUACUAACUCGCCAAGAUGUCCAGAGCCUCUUGGUUCCCGGCAAGUCCUCGGUUGCUGGUGUGGAAGGCUGCCCCGCAUUACCACACAAACUUGUGGCAAUAUGUGACAUUUCAGCUGACACAGGAGGAUCUAUAGAGUUUAUGACUGAAUGUACAACGAUAGAACAUCCCUUUUGUAUGUAUGAUGCAGACCAGCAUAUUAUUCAUGACAGUGUCGAAGGCUCGGGAAUUCUGAUGUGUUCCAUUGACAAUCUGCCAGCACAGCUUCCAAUUGAAGCUACAGAAUACUUUGGAGACAUGCUUUACCCUUACGUUGAAGAAAUGAUAUUAUCAGAUGCAACACAACCUCUUGAAAGUCAGAAUUUUUCUCCAGUGGUGCGGGACGCAGUGAUUACAUCCAACGGUACAUUGCCUGAUAAAUAUAAAUAUAUCCAGAAACUCCGAGAGAACAGGGAGCUUGCUCAAUCACUUUCAAUGGGCACCAAGAAAAAGGUCUUGGUUCUUGGAUCUGGUUAUGUAUCUGAGCCUGUACUGGAAUAUCUGUCAAGAGAUGACAGUAUACAAAUAACAGUAGGCUCUGAUAUGAAGAACCAAACUGAACAGUUAGGCAAGAAAUAUAAUAUUAAUCCUGUUAGCAUGGACAUUAGUAAACAAGAAGAGAAAUUGAGCUCCUUGGUGGCAAAACAGGACCUUGUCAUCAGCUUGUUGCCUUAUGCAUUGCAUCCUCUUGUGGCCAAGGCAUGCAUCACAAGCAAAGUUAACAUGAUCACCGCAAGCUACAUCACACCGGAACUAAAAGAAUUAGAAAAGAGUGUGGAAGACGCUGGCAUCACUGUUAUUGGCGAACUGGGACUGGACCCUGGUCUUGAUCAUAUGUUGGCAAUGGAAACCAUAGAUAAGGCCAAGGAAGUGGGAGCCACGAUUGAAUCUUAUAUUUCCUACUGUGGCGGGCUUCCAGCCCCGGAACACUCGGACAACCCUCUGAGAUACAGAUUCAGCUGGAGUCCAGUGGGAGUUUUGAUGAACAUAAUGCAGCCCGCCACCUACCUGCUCAACGGAAAGGUUGUGAAUGUCGCAGGGGGCAUCUCCUUUCUUGAUGCAGUGACCCCCAUGGAUUAUUUCCCCGGAUUAAAUUUGGAAGGCUAUCCUAACAGAGACAGUACGAAAUAUGCUGAGAUUUACGGCAUCCCAUCUGCGCACACUCUGCUGCGGGGGACACUGAGAUACAAGGGUUAUGCCAAAGCUUUGAAUGGAUUUGUAAAACUGGGUCUCAUAAACAGAGAUCCAUUUCCUGCCCUUCGACCUGAGGCCAACCCUCUCACCUGGAAAGAACUCCUUUGUGAACUUGUUGGGAUUUCACGCUCCUCCACGCAUGAUGUGCUUAAGGAAGCUGUCUUUAAGAAAUUAGGAAGAGAUAAUACCCAGCUGGAGGCUGCUGAACGGUUGGGCUUACUUGGGGAUGAACAAGUCCCUCGAGCAGAGUCUGUGGUGGAUGCACUCUCCAAGCAUUUGGCCAGGAAACUCUCCUAUGGCCCUGGAGAGAAAGAUAUGAUUGUGAUGAGAGACAGUUUUGGAAUCAGACAUCCUUCCGGACAUUUAGAAAAUAAAACCAUUGACCUUGUGGUUUAUGGGGACGUCAAUGGCUUUUCAGCCAUGGCGAAAACUGUGGGGUUACCCACUGCUAUGGCAGCCAAGAUGUUGCUUGAUGGUGAAAUUAAAGCUAAAGGCCUGAUGGGGCCCUUUUCAAAGGAGAUCUAUGGACCAAUUUUGGAGCGAAUUCAAGCAGAAGGCAUUAUAUAUUCAGCACAGAGCAUAAUCACACCAUAACUGAGAAUUAUAUCUUGUUAUCUUCCCAUGUAGCGUCGUUUUGAACAUUUGUGCAACAAACAUGCUUGCUAAUGUACUACUUUGAAAUAUAAAGCAUGAUUUUUUUUUUGAGUCAGUCAAUGUAAUGAUAUUUUUAAAAUAUAAGUCUCUAUUUUAAUAUGAAAGCAUUUGGAAAAGGAGAUGCCAGUAAUUACCAGAGAAGUUUAAUAAUUCUACAUGUAUUUUUUUCACGUGUAUGUAAAAGUGAUGAUUGUGUUAUAUGUUAAUUUAUUGUGCAGCCUUUUUUCUUAUAAGAAUAUAUUUUCCUAUCAUCAGCAGAUAAACUUUUAUCUUUUUUGGUAAGAAAAAAAUUUUUCCACAGCUAUAUUUUUGUACUUUUCAAAUGAGUCAGUUAGACACUUUUAGAUUACUUACCUAUGAACCUUUGCAAUAGUUCUGUUUUAUGGCUUUUUGGUAAAAUUAUGAUUUAUCUAGUAAAUAACAUUUCUUAUAGUUUUCUUUUGAGCUUUUGGAAAAGGAAAUAGGUAAGAUUAAAUGAAAAUCCACAUGAUCACCUUGUUAGAGACAGAAAAAGCAUUUAACAAAAUCUAACACCCUUUCAUAAUAGAAAGACUCAAUAAACUAGGAACUGACUUUUUUUAACCUGAUAAAGAACAUCUAUGAAAAACCCAUAGCUAGCAUCACAUUUAAUGAUGAAAGGCUGAAGGAUUUCCCCUUGAAAUCAGAAACAAGACAGUAAUAUUUGCUUUUGGCUCUUCUACUCAACUUGUACUGGAGGGUCUAACCAGGGCAAUUAGGCAAGAAAAUGAAAUUAAACACAUCCAUAUUUGGAAAGAAGAAGUAAAACUAUCUCUAUUUGGAGAUGGUAUGAUCUUAUAUAUAGAAAAUCCAAAAGAAGACUUUAAGAAAAUUAUAGAACUAAUACUUGAGUUCAGCAAAGUUGCAGGACACAAGAUUAAUAUACAAAAAUGAAUUGUAUUUCUGUAUAAUUAUCAAUAAAUGAAAACAAAAAUGAUACUGAAAAAAUAAUUAAACUUACAGUAGUAUGAAAAAGAAUAAAAUAGGAAUAGAUUGAGAGUCCAGAAAUAAUCCUCAUAUUUAUGGUCAGUUGAUUUUUGAAAAGGGUGCUAAGACAAUUCAAUAGAGGAAAAUAGUCUUUUCAUCAAAAGGUGCUGGAACAAUU
Molecule: messenger RNA, 7931 nt
Organism: Panthera uncia (snow leopard)
Lineage: Eukaryota; Metazoa; Chordata; Mammalia; Carnivora; Felidae
Gene: AASS
Product: aminoadipate-semialdehyde synthase
Exons: 23
Coding region: 3938-6748 (936 amino acids)
Cellular component (GO): cytoplasm
Molecular function (GO): saccharopine dehydrogenase activity
Source: RefSeq, a predicted model, not a curated record